Messenger RNA from Lodderomyces margitis, 3138 nucleotides. Its product is annotated as translocase. Gene Ontology annotation, molecular function: ATP binding; ATP-dependent chromatin remodeler activity. Gene Ontology annotation, cellular component: cytoplasm. Bases 1 to 3138 code for a protein of 1045 amino acids. The record is from RefSeq and is a predicted model, not a curated record. Lineage: Eukaryota; Fungi; Ascomycota; Pichiomycetes; Serinales; Debaryomycetaceae. The transcript has a single exon.
AUGACAACAGAAAUGGACUACAGCUCAACUAAUCCGGUAAAAAGACAAAGGCUUGAGCCACUCAACGCGGAUGCUAGUUGGCGUGUUAAAUUGAAGGCUAUAGAAACAGCUGAUAGAGCUAAAAAAGCCGAAGGAGCUAAAGCGAGUCAGCUGUUUCAAAACGGCAAUACUAGUGGCACAAACAACAGCGUUCGGGAAUACGAAGUGAUAGAUUUAACUUCAGAUGAUGAUGAGGUUGGUUCACCUGCAGUUUCCGAAACUAAAAACGUUUAUCCUAUAAAGAUAGAUCAAGCAGUCAAAAACGAAAAGAGCAUAUAUCUCGAUAGUGACAAUAGUGACGAUGAAAUUAUUAUCCUAGGCGAAAAGAAAGUGACAAACAAUGUGCUUAAGCCAGAACCCCUAAAUGGUGCAACUGUCCCUAGCAUGCAAUUCAACGGCUCAAAUUCAUCUCCCCAAAAUGGCCUACAGAGUAUACAAGGCAGCGACAACAUUGUCCGCCCCCUUGCCCCAAACCAACCGAUAAUGCCAGGCUCGUUCAAUACACCGGCACCUGUACCGCAUGUGGGAGACAACUUUGCCCAAAUCACUCGUGAAGAGUUGAAACAAAGGGAAACAGAAAAAUUAACUGAGUUUGGUAAAUUAGAGCAAAUAAAAAGAACACUAACAGCUCAAAUUCAACGUCAUCAACAAGAAUUCGAGGUUGAAAAUCAGCGAAUUACGAUUGCACGAUCACAACUAAGUCAAGCCAAUAGGUUAGGGAAUCAUGCGUUAGUUGAGCGAUUAAGAGUGGGUAUCACGAAAAUUAAACGAGUAAUGGACACUGUGCGCAAUAACAUAAAUGCAUACCAACGUUCGCUCGAGCCUGUUGAGGCGAGUAUACUCACUGUGAGAGGGAGUUUGUCAGGUAUUGCGAACAGAUUGCGUACAGCUAACCACCAAGCAAAUGCGUCGUUUAAUCCUUACGAGGCACAAAUAUAUCGAGAUGCGCAAACACAUGGAAGCUCUUCAAGAGAACCCGAUGUUGAUGUUUCACAUCUAUUGGAUAACAUAGUGCCUGAUGAACAAUUGCAAGAAGGUUUGGCACCAACGCCACCCGAAAUGGCAAUCAAGUUGUUGAAGCACCAAAGCAUAGGACUAGCUUGGUUAAAGCGUAUGGAAGAGUCUAGGACUAAAGGAGGCAUUUUGGCCGAUGAUAUGGGGUUGGGAAAAACUGUGCAAGCAUUGGCUUUGAUUAUUGCAAACAAGUCGAAGGAUUUUGAGAGAAAGACUACAUUGAUUGUGGCUCCUGUUUCUUUACUACGACAGUGGGCGGCAGAAGUGGAGUCCAAAUUGCACCCAUUGUGUAGCUUGCGAGUAGGUAUUUACCAUGGGGAAAAUAGAAAGGUAAUGUCUACUUUCCUGGCCUUGAAGAAAUAUGACAUUGUGUUGGUAUCAUAUGGAACCAUUGCUUCUGAAUGGAAGAGACAUUAUGCCAAGGAACUAGAUGAAAACAGGCUUGAAGGAAGAGGGUUCCUACCAAAGAAUGGUACUGGAGGUACCGAAUACGACUCUCCAUUAUUUGCCUCAAAUUCUUUAUUUUAUCGAGUCAUAUUAGACGAAGCUCAAAAUAUAAAAAACAAAUUGGCAAUUUCGUCAAAGGCCGUUUUGUAUUUGAAAGCUGAAUAUAGGCUAUGUUUGACAGGAACGCCCAUGCAAAACAAGAUCGAAGAGUUGUAUCCCAUUGUUCGUUUUUUGAAACUUAGGCCAUAUUACAUUGAAGACAAGUUCAGGGCCCUUGUCUUACCGUUGAAAUCAAAGUCAGAUGAAUACGAUGAUGUUGACCGGGCUCAGUCUAUGAGGAAAUUACAAGCCAUGUUGCGUUCAGUGAUGUUGAGGCGAACCAAAUCGUCUAAAAUUGAUGGACAGCCUAUUUUAAACUUGCCCGAGAAACAUAUAGUUUCCGAUUAUGUGGAGUUGGAAGAAGUUGAAAUGUCAUAUUAUAGAGAUAUUGAGUUGGGAGUUCAACGACAAGCAGAGAAGAUGAUGAGUUCAAAUGAUAAUAGUUGUAUGUUUACACUCUUGCUAAGAUUGAGACAGGCAUGUUGUCACCAGUAUCUUGUUGAAAUUGGAAACAUAAAGACUGACCAACGGCAUCAAGCUGCAGAGACUACUUUGAAACUCGACUGGAGAAGGCAGUUACGAAAUGUAACGGAAUUGACUCCAGGUCAGGCUGCUAAAAUAAAAGAAACUGUUGCGUCUUCGGCUAGUAGUGAACUCACUUGUUCUUUUUGCUAUGACGUUGAAGAAUUAAACAACUUUGCUGUAUUGGGAGAUUGCGGUCAUUUAGUUUGUCUAUCCUGCAUUGAUACAUUUUUUGACGAGCACGCAAUUGAUGGCACUGAUUCUAGGGAUCAGGUUGCCACAUGCAUUGAUUGCAAAUCUGCAGUGAAAUAUUCAAAUACUUUUGAAUACACCAUGUUUGAGAAAUUUUCCAUCAGAAACGAAAGUGCAUCAGAUGUCGAGGAGUUUUAUAAAGAGCGCCAACGGAGUAAUAAUUUGUCAAACAUGUCCAUAAUUCGCGAUUUAACUGCAAGGGAUCAAGGGUUUGAACCUUCAGCUAAAAUUGAGAAAUCAAUUGAGCUAAUUAGACAAAUUCAAGAAUCUAACCCUGGGCAAAAGAUUAUUAUUUUUUCUCAAUUUGUUACCUUGUUUGAUUUAAUGAAGUUGGUUUUGGAUUAUCAAAAGAUCCCAUUUUUGCGAUACGAUGGUUCGAUGUCGAUGGAGAAUAAAAACACCGUUAUUAAGCAAUUUUAUCAAAAUGAUGCUGAUGUUUUAUUACUUUCUUUACGUGCUGGUAACGUGGGGUUAACAUUGACAUGUGCCAAUCAUGUGAUUAUAAUGGAUCCAUUUUGGAAUCCGUUUGUGGAAGAGCAAGCUAUGGAUAGGGCUCAUCGUAUUGGACAAGAACGAGAAGUUCAUGUUCAUCGCAUACUAGUCUCAAACACGGUUGAGAGUCGUAUUAUGGAACUUCAAGACAAUAAAAAGCGAUUAAUUGGAGAUGCUCUCGAUGAGAAUGAGAUGAAGUCGAUAUCGCGUUUGGGAAGGAGGGAGCUUGGUUUCUUGUUUGGUUUGAAUGGAUUGACCGAGAGAACGACAUAA